AUGAAUGUUCUCCUUCUGAUAGUUGCUUUGGGGCUUGCAGGAGCGUCUCCCCUGGAGGACUACAAGGUGUGCCAGCCUCACUCCAGACCCUGGCAAGUCUAUCUGCAUGGUGGAGGAGUAUCCUGCAGUGGAGCUCUCAUUAAUGAAUGGUGGAUAGUAACCUCUUUUGAGUGUGCACACACAACGCACGUCACCCUUGGAGAACAUGAUGUUACUGUGGAGGAGGGCACCGAACAGCACAUUUAUGUUGCUGACGUGAUCCGCCACAGCCCCUACCGCUCACCCCUCCACAGCCUCACGAUGAUCCGUCUGGCCGAGCCAGCAAGCUUCAACCAAUACGUCCAGCCAAUCCCUCUGCCCAGUCGCUGCCCACAGCCUGGAGAGACCUGCUAUGUCAGCGGCUGGGGCUCCACUAUCCCAAAUCAAUAUGAGCCUCCUCAAAGUCUGAAGUGUAUAACUGUGCCUGUUGUGGAUGACCAGACUUGUAUGAACACAUUCCCUGAGUUCCUGUUCUGGAGCCCGGGCAUGGUCUGCGCUGGUCAAGCAAACACAGAUAAUUGCAUGAAUAAUGGUGGCAGUGUGAUGGUGUGUGAUGGCCAGCUGCAGGGUGUGCAGUGGUUUGGAAAUGGCUGCAGAAACCCAGCUGACCCCACUGUCUACACCAAGCUGUGCAAGUACAAUGACUGGAUCAACAAUGUUAUGGACCGUUAUGCACCGAUUCUGCCAACUGAAACCACCCCAGGGAAAUGA
Toxotes jaculatrix (banded archerfish) is the source of this 750-nucleotide messenger RNA. Its product is annotated as trypsinogen-like protein 3. Gene Ontology annotation, molecular function: serine-type endopeptidase activity. The transcript is spliced from 5 exons. The coding region runs from base 1 to 750 and encodes 249 amino acids. Lineage: Eukaryota; Metazoa; Chordata; Actinopteri; Toxotidae. The record is from RefSeq and is a predicted model, not a curated record. Gene Ontology annotation, biological process: proteolysis.